AUGCACCAAGCCACCAUUUUAGUCCUUAUUUCAUUUGCCGCCGUGUGUCAUGCGAUUGGAAGAACCCAGUCGGUCGGGGUCCGUGGGCAACUGAUGUGUAAUGAAAAGCCAGCCAGUGGUGUUAAAGUCAAGAUCUACGAUGAAGAUAAGCUUUCUCCUGAUGAAUUAAUGGCUUCUGGAAAGACCGAUGGAAGCGGAAAGUUCGAUCUCAAGGGGCAUGCAGAUGAGUUCACCUCGAUCGAGCCAAAAAUCAAUAUCUAUCAUGAUUGCGACGACGGAAUCAAACCGUGCCAGCGAAAAAUCACCGUUUACAUUCCAAGCGCAUACAUAUCCAGCGGAAAAGAGCCAAAGAAGAUUUUCGAUUUUGGAGUCCUCCAACUCGCAGGAAAAUUCUCUGGAGAAACGCGCGAUUGCCUCAACUAA
Messenger RNA from Caenorhabditis bovis, 423 nucleotides. NCBI's taxonomy places the organism in Eukaryota, Metazoa, Nematoda, Chromadorea, Rhabditida, Rhabditidae. The record is from the annotation of a GenBank genome assembly.